Carcharodon carcharias (great white shark) is the source of this 546-nucleotide messenger RNA. It is a transcript of the gene pkib, whose product is annotated as protein kinase (cAMP-dependent, catalytic) inhibitor beta. Gene Ontology annotation, molecular function: cAMP-dependent protein kinase inhibitor activity. The record is from RefSeq and is a predicted model, not a curated record. Bases 81 to 311 code for a protein of 76 amino acids. Lineage: Eukaryota; Metazoa; Chordata; Chondrichthyes; Lamniformes; Lamnidae. Gene Ontology annotation, cellular component: nucleus; cytoplasm. The transcript is spliced from 3 exons. Gene Ontology annotation, biological process: negative regulation of cAMP-dependent protein kinase activity.
GGUACACCAGGAAGGGAGCUCCUGGAUUUUGACCCAGCGACAGUGAAAGAAUGCUGUUGCUAUGAGGAGACGACUCAGAAAUGACUGAUGUGGAGCCUGGUGUCACAGAUUUUGUCUCUUCAGGACGGGCAGGCCGCAGAAAUGCCUUACCUGAUAUCCUUGGGUCUCCAUCAGGAGCCAAUUCAGCUGAUUUAUCACACAAACUGUCAGAACUAUCCGUAAGCACAGAUGAAGGAGCAGAAGGAAAAACAUCUCCAUCGGAAGCACCACCCAAACCUCCAGAAUUGGAGGAGAAGAGCAGUACAUCAUAACAUGCCUCUGAAGUGCAAUAUUACAUGUGUACAUAUAAUUUUCACAAGGCAUACUGAGGCCCAGAUUUACACUGCAGCUCAAAGCUAAAGAUUACCACUUAAGUUGAAGCAAGCUGAGCAUUUCUUUUUGAGAGUGUGGGGGGAAAUUAGAUUGAAUUCUCAAAGAUAAAAUUCUAACAACCCGUUUUAUUUUAACUGCUUCUGAUUAUUUUUCUUUGACUGAUGGCAUUUACCA